Messenger RNA from Symbiodinium sp. CCMP2592, 882 nucleotides. The record is from the annotation of a GenBank genome assembly. Lineage: Eukaryota; Dinophyceae; Suessiales; Symbiodiniaceae.
AUGUGUGCGCUUGGGCCGCUAGGGCUAGAGCGGCUAGUGGUGGUUGCGCGAGCAGGCGCUAAAGUCUUCUUGGACGCUCUCUUCAGCGCGGCUUCGGCCCAGGGCGGGAGUGCCUUGGGGGGGUCCCGGGGCGCGCGGCGCGGGGCACGGGCAAGGCGCCGAGCCGAAUCGUCGAAUCGUGUUCUCUGCGAAGGCGAGAUGCAACAGUCGGGGCACGUCCCUGGCUUGACGGACCGGCGAUACGAGGGUGUUAUUGCAACAUACCGGGCCGACAAAGGCUUCGGAUUUAUCAGGUGCUCGGAGCUGCGGCAAAAGUUCCCAGAGAAGGACGUGUUCCUGCACGGGAAGCAGCUGGGCGCCUUCAAGGAGGGCGACGCCGUCUCCUUCGCGAUAUUUCUCAACAGAGACGGCAAGCCGCAGGCCACGGAUUUGACCUACUUAAACGGCGACGGCAUGCAGCAGCAGCAGCAACAGCAGCAGCAGCAUCAGCAAGGCAUGCUGCAGGGAAUGCAGCAUCAGGGCAUGCAGAUGCAUCAGGGAAUGCACCCUGGCAUGCCUUGCAUGGGCCAUCCGGCUCAAGCAGGUAGCAUGAUGGCUCAGAUGCCGCCGCCGCCUCAUCAGGCAAUGCCUGACGAGGACGUGCAGGAGGUGGAGGUUCCUAAAGAGUUCGUCGCGAAGCUGACGAGCGAGGGAGGAAGACUUCACGAGCUGAAACACAUGGCUGGUUCGGAUAUCACCAUCACCUUUCAGACUCGACCUGAGCUGGUCAACAAAGCGGUGGCCAUCAUCCGGGGUCCAAAGGUUAGCGCAAGCCUUGGGGCCAUUCUUCUGAUGCAGGAACUCAGCGAGCUGAUUCAAAUACCAGUUUGCCGCUUGACGUGA